Molecule: messenger RNA, 1671 nt
Organism: Acomys russatus (golden spiny mouse)
Lineage: Eukaryota; Metazoa; Chordata; Mammalia; Rodentia; Muridae
Gene: Rab6a
Product: RAB6A, member RAS oncogene family
Exons: 8
Coding region: 188-814 (208 amino acids)
Molecular function (GO): GTP binding; GTPase activity
Source: RefSeq, a predicted model, not a curated record
GGCGACAGCGACGGCUGCCGGUCGGUGGAGACGAGCUCUCCCUUCAGCCUCGCCCCUCUCUGCCCGGCCCUGAAGGGGCCGAGAGGACUCGGCGGCGGCCCUUCCGCUCGGCCCUCUCCGUCAGCCGGUUGGAGCUGCAGCGAUCUGGAAGAGGUCUCUGGACUGUAGUGGCAGCGGCGGCUCCAUCAUGUCCGCGGGCGGAGACUUCGGGAAUCCGCUGAGGAAAUUCAAGCUGGUGUUCCUGGGGGAGCAGAGCGUUGGAAAGACAUCCUUGAUCACCAGAUUCAUGUAUGACAGUUUUGACAACACCUAUCAGGCAACAAUUGGCAUUGACUUCUUAUCAAAAACAAUGUACUUGGAGGAUCGAACAGUGCGAUUGCAAUUAUGGGACACAGCAGGUCAAGAGCGAUUCAGGAGCUUGAUUCCUAGCUACAUUCGUGACUCCACUGUGGCAGUUGUUGUUUAUGAUAUCACAAAUGUUAACUCAUUCCAGCAAACUACAAAAUGGAUUGAUGAUGUCAGAACAGAAAGAGGAAGUGAUGUCAUCAUCAUGCUAGUAGGAAAUAAAACAGAUCUUGCUGAUAAGAGGCAAGUGUCCAUUGAGGAGGGAGAGAGGAAAGCCAAAGAGCUGAAUGUUAUGUUUAUUGAAACCAGUGCAAAGGCAGGCUACAAUGUAAAGCAGCUUUUCCGACGUGUUGCUGCAGCUUUACCUGGAAUGGAAAGCACACAGGACAGAAGCAGAGAAGACAUGAUUGACAUAAAACUGGAAAAACCUCAGGAGCAACCAGUCAGCGAAGGAGGCUGUUCCUGCUAAUCUCCCCUGGCAUCUUCAACCCUUCUGCGGAAGCUCACUGCUUUGGCCCCAUAUUCUUUCAUUGACUGCAGUGUGAAUAUUGGCUUGACCUUUUCCCUUCAGUAAUAACGUAUUGCAAUUCAUCAUUGCUGCCUGUUUCGUGGAGAUGAUAUAUUAGCUUCACAAGCACAAAAAGUCAGUGUCUUCAUUAUUUAUAUUUUUAAUAAGCCAAACAAUUCCAGCAUACUCGUGAUAACCUUGAGGAUCAGAUACAUUUUCUUAACAUUUUUCCCUUUUUAAUGUUAUGAUAAUGUACAAUAAGAUGAUGAAAAUCUCAGCAGUGUGUGUGGCUUGUUAAAGAGCUGUGUGUUCACAGCAGCAUUUGCCUGCCUUGCUGUCCCCAGCUUUUCUUGCCUUCUCCUUCUCCCCUUCCCUGUUCUUACCCUACCCCCAAACAGAGACAGCAAGCAGCAGUACAACCAAGCCCUUUGGAAUUAUCCUUAGUUUUACAGAUACCAUUAGCUCCUGGCCACGAGCCACAAUGUCCAAAAUUAUUUUUGAGCUCUGGUAUAAAUUACUUAGACCUUUUUUGAGGCCUGAACCCAGCUGUUGCUAUCAUGAUGGCAGUGCUUGAAUGAGGAAAGGGUUCUCUUGUAUCUUCAGCCUAGUGAAUUUGCUGAGUGCUUACAGUAAAGGGAUGUAAAAUGUAUUUCUGACCAGAACAGAUGAUCCUUUCACAUGAGCUUUACCUGACUCUGGGAGAGAAAAGUAGCCAAGUACUUCAAAACCAUUCUUUAGUAUUUGUUCAGUCGUGGUGAAAUUAUAAAAGUUCUAACAGUUCUCCACAAAUUUUUUUAGUUGUCAAAAUAAUUGUCUUU